Messenger RNA from Symbiodinium pilosum, 474 nucleotides. The record is from the annotation of a GenBank genome assembly. NCBI's taxonomy places the organism in Eukaryota, Dinophyceae, Suessiales, Symbiodiniaceae.
AUGAUCCAUGUAUGGACGGUGUCAGGACAGGAGCUGCCGGCCAUUAGCUUGGAGGAUGUCCGCGACGUAAGAGACUUGAAGAGUACACUGCGCAGGCUGCACGGCUUUCCAAUUUGCAUGCAACAGCUAUUGCACAACGGCAAUAGUCUGGAGGACUCCACUCAGCUAGGUCCCUCUUCCGACAUGUCCAUGCAACUGGUCCUCUCGGCCCCUUCCUCGGCCAAGCAGCCGCGUGAGGCCGCCAAUGAGCUUCUUGAAGCUUGCGAGAUGGGGAGCUUGCUAGUUACACGAUUGCUGCUGGAGGCUGGUGCCCAUAAGGAUGAGCAAGACACCACUGGCUACACAGCUCUCAUGUGUGCAGCAAGCCAUGGCCACGAGGAGAUUGUACAGUUGCUGCUGGAGGCGGGUGCGGACAAGGAUGCGCGAGCGCAGCUCUCAUGUAUGCAGCAAGCAAUGGCCCCGAGGUGCCAAUAA